CGUGGCCUGUCUGUAAUUCUUCUUGUUCCAGAUCUCACAAGUGAAACAUGGCACGUAUUCUACUGUUAACGCUCUUCUGUCUGGUGUGUUUGAGCACAGGUAUUGUCGGAGAGAGUGACGAUGGCGGUCUAUUUGAUGACAGUCUAUUCGAAAAUUUAUCUGACAAACCCUUACUCAAAGCCAUGAUGUUAAAGAAUUUGUUCGGUGGAUCAAUUGGCGGCGAUAGCGGACCACCUCCCAUGCUCAAAGCUUUGCUUUUGAAGAAGGUGCUUGGCGAUGAAGGCGUACCUGCUCCACUUGAGCGUGCAUUGUCUGCUAAUGCUCCAUCACCCAUCAUCCGUGCUUUGAUUGCCAAGCAAGUUAUGCAGAAUGAAGAUGCCAUGCUACCUAAAAUCAUGCUAUUCAAGACUUUGGCCACCAAUUUAGGAAAGAAACUUGUGAACGAGUGUAUGAAAAUGAUAGAUGAUAGAAAGGUCUAUACCUUUGCUAUUCCAAUGAUAUGCGACUGUGCUUUGGAAUAUACUACCGAUGAAGGUGUAAUGGCAGGUUUCCACGUCGACCUCCUCAAAGAAGUGUGCAAAGAAGCAGGAAAGAAGUGUGUAGGCGUUUACGAUCCAAGUGAAAAAUGUAUGGGCCAUUCUGGGCGCUAUUUUACUGUUGGACAUGGACUCGCUGGAAAAGAAUACGACGCAUGCUUUGGGUGGUUCAACACUGUUGAACGUCAACAAGUCGUUUCAUUCACCGAGUCAUACUGGGAAGUUGAGAAUAAAUAUUAUCUGUACGUUAAAAGCGGAAAUCCCAAUGGAUUUGAUGCAACCAAUAUUACGAGCAAGACUAUAGGUUUUGUGACUGCAUGGUCUGGCGGCCACCCUUGUCUGUCUGGCAUUACUGGAGCUGAUUCUAUGACUUACGACUAUGCAGAAAAUUUAGACGCCCUCAUUGACAACUUAGAGAACGAUAAGGUUGAUGCUAUCUUUGUGCAAAAUGAAUAUUCAAAUCCUGCCAUUGAGAAGGGCUACGAACGGAUUGGGGAGAGUAUUGAGUGUGCUGAAUCAGGUAUUUCACAUGGUGUGACCAGGAAAGAUAAUCCACUUCCAUGGUUCAGUGAAACAUUAAAGGAAAUGAAAGAAAAUGGCAAAUAUUAUGGUGUAUGUGCUAAGGCAAAACAAGACCACGGUCACAAGGGAGAUAUCAAUUGUGUAUAAAAUGAAAAGAACAUAGCUAGAUUGGAUUGUGUAUUAAUAAUCUUAUACGUGCAUCAACAAUACAUCUCGUAAUAUAUGUAUAGUAUUACUCACUGCGAUAAAGUUUUCUUAUUGAUCAAAGACGAGGGAAUACAUUAUGGCAUAAAUAAAAUGAUAUGAUAAGUAUAAACAAA
Molecule: messenger RNA, 1378 nt
Organism: Saccoglossus kowalevskii
Lineage: Eukaryota; Metazoa; Hemichordata; Enteropneusta; Harrimaniidae
Source: RefSeq, a predicted model, not a curated record